AUGGCUCCGGAAUGGACAUCUGUACAUCUUUCCAGCUCAAGAAGCUCGUCACCUGCCUCCCAGUACGAAUAUGAUGUUCUACGGCCUAGUUCAAAGCGCAGAAGGCUCUCGACAGACAGUGUAGACUCAGAUCGCCCAUACACAGCCUACACCGCACCAUCGCGAAUACCAGUACAAAAGACUCAUUCCACCAAAUCCACUACUCUAUCUGUCAAAUUUUCUUCGAUACAGACAGUCGAACCAUCCUUUGAGGCACUGAAAGUCUCGCCUUGGCUCAUCAAAUCUCUUGCGGCGAUGCAAAUCAAGCGGCCAACUGCAAUCCAGAAAGCAUGCAUACCAGAGAUUCUCAAAGGACGGGAUUGUAUUGGAGGCAGCAGAACAGGAACAGGAAAGACGGUCGCUUUUGCAGUUCCGAUUCUGCAACAAUGGUCAAAAGACCCAUUUGGAAUCUAUGCUGUUGUGCUUACGCCUACACGAGAACUUGCUUUACAGAUAUACGAGCAGUUCCAGGCACUGGGAGCACCGCAGUCUUUGAAGACGGCCUUAGUUGUUGGAGGGACAGACAUGUGCCUGCAGGCUGUUGCUCUGUCGCAACGUCCUCACAUUGUGGUAGCUACACCGGGUCGCCUGGCGGACCACAUCCUCAAUUCGGGACAGGAUACCGUUGCUGGACUCUCCCGCGCCCAAUUCGUUGUGCUCGACGAAGCCGAUCGGUUGUUGAAUGCUCCUGGCCCGGGAAGCAUGCUGCCGGACGUAGGAACCUGUCUUUCUGCGCUUCCGCCGUCGACACAACGUCACACCCUUCUCUUCACUGCCACGGUUACCCCUGAAGUUCGAGCACUGAAGUCCCUCGCAAGACCCAAAGACCGUCCUCCGAUAUUUGUUUCCGAGAUUAAUACCGAAGAUAAUACUCCUCAAGCUCUCAUUCCUUCCUCACUUAGACAAAACUACCUUCAAGUGCCAUUAAAACAGAAAGACUCAUUCCUCCACGCUCUAUUGUCCGUGCCAUCCAUUGUCGACUUACCGUCUAUCAUCAUUUUCUGCAACCGAACCCAGACAGCAGAUCUGCUCCAUCGCAUCCUUCUGACUCUGGAACACAAUGUCACCAACCUCCACUCAAAAAUGCCGCAAUCUCAACGUGUAAAAAAUCUCUCUUCUUUUCGUGCUCAGACCUGUCGCCUGCUCGUGGCGACAGAUGUUGCAGCUCGAGGGCUGGAUAUUCCGUCCACCAAUCUCGUCAUCAACUAUGAUGUCCCACGCAAUCCUGACGAUUAUAUCCAUCGCGUCGGUCGAACAGCCAGAGCAGGGCGAGCAGGUACAAGUGUUACCUUUGUCGGCCAGAGAGAUGUCGAACUUGUGCUAGCAAUUGAGAAGCACAUUGGGAGACAGAUGUCUGAGUGGAAGGAGGAAGGUGUCAAUGUCGAGACGAGAGUGACAAGAGGCAGAUUGCUGAAGGACGUGGGGGAGGCAAGGAUGAAGGCUUUGAGAAAUGUGGAGGGUAGCAAAGAUGUCUUUGGGCGCAGGAAGAAGGUGUUGAAGCGGGCACAGUGA
Molecule: messenger RNA, 1551 nt
Organism: Endocarpon pusillum Z07020
Lineage: Eukaryota; Fungi; Ascomycota; Eurotiomycetes; Verrucariales; Verrucariaceae
Product: ATP-dependent RNA helicase dbp8
Exons: 1
Coding region: 1-1551 (516 amino acids)
Molecular function (GO): RNA helicase activity; nucleic acid binding; ATP binding
Source: RefSeq, a predicted model, not a curated record